AUGCAAUUUACUGAUUCCCCCCACAAAGUAAUCGAGAACGACUACUGCAAACUGUCUGGGGCUGUAAACUUCUUGUCUGUCAAGAUAGCCUCUUCAGAUAUUGGCUUCCCGAUCCAUGUGUAUGGCACUGUCAUUGUCGGGGACAGCAUCGAUGAGAAGUGUGUUUAUCACUUCCGCCGCGACCCUGACCAUUGCCAACUCAUCAAUUCUGAGGCUGAAUCGUUGAUCUUGACUGGGCCGAAACGUGGGCUCGAAUUGUGUGGUUACAUGUAUGUGGAGAUUGAUUUAAAGAUCAAGGAUCAUCUAGGACAGCCCAGAGAAUUUAGUAAAGGACUCUUAAGCAUCAGUGACCCAACAAAUUGUGCAUCGAUGGUAUCUAUGGUCGAAACUAUAUCCCUUGCUACCAGGCUCAGUACUGUGGACGUGACUUAUGCAGUUGUGAAUCAGGCAGCUGAGGGAUUUAUUGCAGUUGAAGUUCUGCAGGGAGGUUUUCAUGGAAAAAUCACUGCAUACACCACCAGUGUCAAGGACAUACUUGUGCUUUAUGACAGCAAAGAGGCUGAUGCUACGACCUUUGAUGAUUGCGGAGAUAUCCUGCAGCUUAUGCGGCCUGUCGUAUCUGUCCACGUUGAGGAUUUUCUGAUAAUUCUUUUCCACACCAGUGACGGUAAAUUAGAGAGCAUACAAUUCACUCCAAUGUUCAACGGCAGAGAUGAAGGUCAAAUUACUGUUGGUGCUACCAAGAUGCGUGUGAAGCUUGCUUGGUCGGUACACUACCCUUGACUGUGCUGUUAAUUAAGCUUCGUCGGCAGGACCCUUGACGCUUCACUAUUGUAGCUACGUCUGGUGAUGCUGUCGUCAUCUUCGGUGGUUAUGUAAACUUAGUGGGACUUUAUAAGCAAAACAGUGUGUGUAACUACCCUAUUGUGCUUGGCUGUUAUAUUUGAACCAAUUUUCUACCGUGUUGGGUUUGUUGACCACUAUCUAAUAUGUGGGGCUUGUUAUGCUGAACCACUAUCU
Messenger RNA from Sorghum bicolor (sorghum), 1020 nucleotides. RefSeq lists its product as uncharacterized. The coding region runs from base 1 to 783 and encodes 260 amino acids. The transcript has 2 exons. Lineage: Eukaryota; Viridiplantae; Streptophyta; Magnoliopsida; Poales; Poaceae. The record is from RefSeq and is a predicted model, not a curated record.